AUGUGUGCUAUAGGAACGCCAAUUCAAGAGUCGCUAUCAGACCGUACUGUUAAAUACCUACUCGAUUCGUGGCUUAAUGACCGUCAUUUGUGCCUAGAAAGUGAAACCCUGCUACAGUGCAGGAAGUUCACCAACAUGGCUUGCGCAGACACGAGCCGGUUUGGUUGCGCGAUGUAUAGCAACACCAGCAGCCGCACUGCUACUGCGACCAAAAACAUAAUCACCUGCUUCUACAGGCCCAGAUGCACACCCAGCUACAACCCUUUCAAAGAAGGGUUGCAAUGUACCAGCUGUCCCGAAGAUGCUAAAGCCUGCGAAGGAUUUUUAUGCUCUGUUCCUGAUGGAGUUUGCCCAACUGAUUGUCGUGACCUCUUUGAGUUCAACUGCACCUCAUGUAGACGAAAAAAUAGAGAAGUAACAACGGCCCCCAAUGGUGUUACAGAUCGUGCCGGGCCUAGUACAGUCAAACCUAAUCCUGACAACAAUGACUCCGGUGAUCCAGCGACCGACAAGAAAUCAACUGCAGGCAUUUACAAUAAAGUGCAUUUGUUUGUAGCUAUGAUCUUCCAGUUUGCCACCUUCAUACUUUUUCUAAGUUUUUAG
Messenger RNA from Helobdella robusta, 603 nucleotides. RefSeq lists its product as hypothetical. The transcript has 6 exons. NCBI's taxonomy places the organism in Eukaryota, Metazoa, Annelida, Clitellata, Rhynchobdellida, Glossiphoniidae. The record is from RefSeq and is a predicted model, not a curated record. The coding region runs from base 1 to 603 and encodes 200 amino acids.